UACUCUCAUUUUCAGUCAGUGCGAAGAUGGUGAUCGGCAUCAAGAAGCUUUCGUUUGUUUUGUGACUUGCUAUCUUCAACAUUAUCACGCAAUGAACUUAACGCGGAAGAUAGAAAUUCUCCAAUACCUAUACUCCUAUAGUAUCUAAUACAACAAAGUGCUUUAAUUCUAAUCAAUAUUUAUUUGUACCCUUAACUCGCGGUAUCUAAACUCUACAGACUGAUAAAACAAAAAAUAACAUGGUCACUUAGAAGUUCAGUUUGAAAUACGAUAUAAUUGCAAAAGAGUGACUAUUUAAAAAGUUAGUGUAUCUGUUUUCUUCUCCAUAAUGAAAACACAAAAUAUUAUCAAAGAAAAAACUGACUAUCACGAUUGAUAAAAAUACUAUCGAUAUUUUACCAAUAUUUAACCAGGGGCUUCAAGAACUAUGAUCUGCUUCUAUUUCGCAUUUAGUUAUUGACGGGCAAACAGUGAGAAUAAAUAAUUUAUUCGAAACGCUCCAGAAAAAUACUCGCACAUUUGCAUUUCAAUUCUAUAGAAGCAAACUGUUCUAAAUAUACAAAAUAGAAUCAUAUCAUCAUGACGACAGAUACAUGUGGUAUUGCUGAUGUAACGAUGGCAGCGGCGGCGACCAUGGAUAAUGUUCCAAGUUAUUCACCACCUAGUUUCGGUCAAUUUGUGGCGCUUUCUGUCAAUAUUGUGGUUCAGAUUUUUAUCAGUUUUGUAGCUGUUUAUAUGAGCUAUAUGUGUUUUAAGUUAAAGCUCAAAAAGACUGCCUUCCAUGCUUGGUUUUGUUCGAUUGGUUAUUGUUGUUUAAUGGCCGAAGGAAUGAUGACAUUUUAUGAAGGAAAUGCCCUAAUGCAUCCUUUUGACAAUUACACAAAGACUACAAUUCAUUUGGUUCUAUCAGCUGCCGGUGGACUGAUGGGAAUGAUUGGAAGUUUGCAGAAAUUCCUUGAAGUCAAAAAACAUUUCUACACAUUCCAUGGGAAAAUUGGUCUCUUUGCAACAUGUCUAUGUAUCUUCAGUUUUACUUCUGGAAUUGCUUCCUUAUACAUCGAAGAUAAGAAAAAAGUUGUACAUACAAUAAUAAGUUUGAUUGUAUUUUCUGCUGGCAUGUGCGCACAAUAUACAGGAUAUGAAACUAGCUUCUUUAAGAGGAAAGUCGAUCCCGAAAUGAAAUUAUUAUUUAAAUAUUUAGUGAUAGUUAUUGUUGUACUUUCUUGCAUUUCACCAGUUAAAGGCAUGCUGAUAUUUUUCGCCGGAAAAAUUUUUUCGUAGAAAAAUUUGAAACAAAAGUACAAUAAAUAGUACUCAAAGAUAUAGCCAAAGAUAAUGUAAAAACAAAAUAUAAAUAACUAUUUUUAAUGAAACAAUUUGUAAGAAAUCAAUUUAAUUUAAUUUAAUAUUUUAUGUUAUUGAAAUGAUGUAAGCCAAGGCCAUUAACUUUUUUCAAUUAUCUACACUUGUGCUGUAGCUAUUUUGCAAUUUAACUUAUUCAAUUCAAUGGUUAAUUAAGCUCAGGAAAUUAAUUUUAAGAAAAAUACAUACAAAGUGUAAAUAAUUUAAGAUUUUAUAAUAAAAAGUAAAAUUCCUAAGGUCUUAAGGUACAUGUUAUUUAAAUUUAAAUUUAAAAAAAAAUAUGAAAUAAUAUAAUUUACGCAAUUUGGCUAUACAUUACCAAUCUACUCAAUGUAAAAACAAUUAAAAGGAAAACCCUAAAAAACGUUCUUAAAAUGUAUUAUUGCUCAAUCUUAGGUGUAAGGAAUUUCGUAGUUGUUUAAACAACGUUUUGAAUAAGAAAAACUAUUCAGGUUAAGUAUUGUUCUUGAAUAUGUAUGUGAAGUAGGUUCCUUUGAAGUUCAUUUUAUUUACGAUAUAGAAAGACACUAUAUAGACUAUGGGCCCUGCCUAUAAUCAAAUUUAAAACACACUUAAAUAUUUAACUGAUUUCUACAUUUUUCACCAUACCAAAAACGA
Molecule: messenger RNA, 1980 nt
Organism: Episyrphus balteatus (marmalade hoverfly)
Lineage: Eukaryota; Metazoa; Arthropoda; Insecta; Diptera; Syrphidae
Exons: 3
Coding region: 580-1281 (233 amino acids)
Molecular function (GO): transmembrane monodehydroascorbate reductase activity
Source: RefSeq, a predicted model, not a curated record